AUGGCCGAUCUAGAGGACCUAGUUUACUGCCAGCUGAUUUCGGAGUCUGGGAACGUGCCCAUCUGUGGAUGGGUUGUGGCGAAGCUUUCCGAAGACUUAGUGAUUGCAACGGCUGGUGCGGCCGUGGAAUCCUUAGAGCAGAAGCUGGUGGUGAGCGUAGGUGACGUGCAAGUUGGAAUCAUUCGAUUGCCUGGCUCUGCUGCCUCCUUGAGUGUACCCACGCGCUGGAAGGGCCUCCGUCCCGCUGCUUUGCCUACUUUGAGUGUUUCUCAGGCGGCAUGGAAGAAGACCAAGGACGCCCCGCCCGAGAGCAGCGACACUUCGGCCGCAGAGGCGGCCCCGCGUCGCAAGAAGGGGCUAGAGGCGGACCUUGCGGGAUUGACCGCGCUUUUCGGAGGAAAGGACGGAGCGGCAACCGACGACGAGGACGACGACGAGGAGGACAGCGAGGAGGAGCUCUUGCUGACCAAGGGACCGAAGCAUCGUUAUCUUCCGCCGGGAGGUGCUUCGUCCGGCGACCUGGUGAAGAAGGAGAAGAAGAAGAAGAAGGACGACGGGCCGGCCUUGAUGCGCAAUCUGCUCAAGCAGGGCAUGGAAAAGGGCCAGACCGCCAACGACCUAAUGCCGAUGAUGAUGAUGGCCAUGAUGCUCGACCGGGACCGCGGGGAGCGAAAGAAGCGGAGAUCAAAGGCCUCCGGUUCCUUGGAUCCCCUUGGUGGCUUGGACUCCGAGAGCUCAAGCGACGACGAUUUGGGCAAGCGAAAGGACGGCAUGAAGGCGAUCGCCUCCCUGCAGAAGAUGCACCGGCGGAUCAUGGAGAAGCCGGGCAAGAUCUGCGAGGAGUUCGAGCGCGAGGUUAUCGAGGAGCUCGGCGUGGUGAAAGGCCAGGCCUGGACGUUGAAGGACUUCCUUCGAAAGCAGAGCUGGGGCAAGUUCAAAGGGAUUUACCGUUGCGCUUGGAUGGAUGUAGCAGUGUACGAGUUGCUGAGGGCCAAUCGUCCCGACGCCGCGGCUGCCCAGGUGAUCCAAAACUUGAAAGCGAAACAGCAAAGUGUGAUCCAGAUGGGCGACUGGCAGGCGGCUUGGCUCCUCACAGGGCUGGCGGAUCCAUUGGCCAGGCGGGAGUUCGCCGGCUCCAAACAGGAAAUGUCGGUGGUCAGCUCCUACCUGUCGGCCUUGCACGACCUAAAGAAGAAGGUGCGAGAAGCUCACCAGACCGGCCACGGAGAGGCAGAGGAGGAGGAGCAGGGUAUGUUGCUGGAACGGUCCAGUUCUCAAGAUGCUCCGCUCUUCCCAAGCAUGCUCCCGUACCCGGAGGUGAUCCUCCCUGAAGGUGUGCAUCUGGAGGCCGAGCCGGCGAAGAAGUGGUUUGCCAAGACCUUUGUGAAUACUUGGGUUUGUUGGGGCAACUUCGUGGCGCUGGGCUGCCCUUCAAUGCGUGGAGCUUGCAUUGAGCCGCGAGUAGCUUAUUACAACAUGGCAGAUGCGAGGGUGUUUGCUGAUAGGCUGCUCGGCGAGGUGGAGGAAUUCACAACUUUGGACUUAGCUUUGGGAAACCUUUCCUGUGAAGGCAAGAGAGGCACCAUUGAGAGUAUGCUCGAGCGAGUCCGAUGUACAGCGGGUGCAUGUUAUUCAGCUUUGGUCGGUCAGGUUGCUGCUCAGGAGGUGGCCGGGGCUCUCCCGGUUGUUGCGGCCCGUGUGGCCAUUCCCAAGGAGGCUGGCACCGUGGAUCCAUGCAAGUGGUUGCCGCCUGACCGGGUCGAGAUCUUUAGGCAGCUUCACGAGCUUCGCAAGCCAGAGUUUGCGUGGAGUGAUGUUGUGGUGGCCUGUCAUCGGGUACCUGCUUGUGAAGAGGCGGCCUUGGCUGAGCACUUGCUUCAGUCGAAGAUGGCGGUGCUGGUGCCGGAGGAGCAGCUCCCUCGUGACAAGGCGGGGCGGCUCAUGUGUGGAGGUCUGUUUAGUGUUCCGAAGAACGAGCUUGAAGACCGGUUGAUCUUUGACAGAAGACCAGAGAAUGCGACAAUGGAGCGAUUGCGGUGGGCACAGUUGCCGAACGGUGCCUGCUUCACCAGGAUGUUGCUGAAGCCCAACCAGUACCUGCGGGGCUCGGGCCAGGAUCUCCGGAACUAUUAUUACAGCCUUAUGCUUCCUGAUGGUUGGCUCAGGUUCAAUUCAGUCGGCCGUCGGGUCUCACGAGAAGUUGUCCGGCGACAUGGCGGGGAUCCUCGUAUUGCGUAUCGCUUAUGCUUUCGGGUUUUGGGGAUGGGUGAUGUCAACGGAUGCUGUAUCGCGCAGGCUGUGCAUGAGGAGGUGCUCCGCAGGCGCGGCGUGCUUCGUGAUGACAACAUCCUUGUGUAUGGGAAACCGGUGCCCGAGCAGGAUCUCUGGACCGGAGCCUAUCUCGAUGACCUGCUGGUUGCGCUGCGGUGUACGGUGCCUGAGCCAGUGCCUUUGGAUGGAACUUUUGUGCCACCCGAGCCGCAGGAAUCCGAUGAGGAUGUGCGGGCCAUUCGCGCCGCGAUCGCCGGCUACGAGGAGGCCGGGCUGCAGCGGGCAGUGCAUAAGGAGUUCAACCAGAUCGUGGACUUCAAAGCAUGGGGUGCUGAAGUGAAGGGGGUGAAGGGCACAGUGGGUGCACCCAUGGAGGUGCGUCAACAGCUGUGGGCGCUCCUGGCCAAGGUGGUGUCCUUGGGCUGGUGCACUCGUGAAGUGUUGCAACGAAUUGUUGGCUAUGUUUCGUUUGUCUUUCAGUUUCGGAGGGAGAUGUACUCAUUGCAGCAUCACAUCUACAAGUUCAUGGCAAACCUCCCGAAACUGAAGUGGCGACGUAUUCCAGGCCAUGUACUUGACGAGUUGCGUAGCUUUGCCCUGCACCUUCCUUUCGCUUAUUUCUCCAUGCGGAAACGACUGGACCUGGAGGUGCUGGCGACCGAUGCGACUCCGACUUCGGGAGGUGCGGUCACGGCCCUGGUCUCUGAGGCUUUAGCGGACGAGCUUUGGCGUAGGUCAGAAGUUCGGGGUGAGCCGGUGCGGUUGGAUCGGAGUGAAGGCUUCCUCUCGAGUAUUGCGCCUCCUGCGGCGCCCUCCCAGUUUGCCAGUGCGGUGGCCGAGUCCUUGCCUUGGUCCGUCAUCAGCUCCUACUCGUUCCGCCAGACGUCCCAUAUUAAUCUUCAGGAGUUACGUGCUCUUCGACGAGAAAUUGUUCGUUUGGCAUCAAGGAGCUCGGGGGAAGGGCUGAUCAAGCUGUGCCUUAACGACAGCCGGGUAGUGAUCGGAGCGGUGACGAAGGGGCGUUCCUCCAGCUAUAAGUUGAACGGGCUUCUUCGGACCAUGUUACCGUAUCUGACUGCUGCGAAUAUCACCUUGGCUUUGCUGUGGGUUGAGACUGAAUCCAACAGGGCAGACGCUCCUUCUAGAUUCGAGUCACUGCCGGCCCCAGUGCCGGCCCCUCCUUGGCUGCAGAGUUUUGGUGUGGACGCUUGGCGUGCAGGUGCCGGCCUAGAGGUGUUUUCCCGAGCGGGGCGAAUGACAGAGGCGCAUCGUGCUCUGGGGUUACCGAUGCUGGAGCCGAUCGACUUUACUUUAGGUUGUGACGUCUUCGACUCGGACAUUGAGGCCCGGCUUCGUCGACGCGAGGUGGCCUGGCUGUGGUUGGCUCCUCCUUCAAAGGGCUUCAAUCGUCGGUGGUGUGCCCAGGCCGGACCGGCGAUACGACCAAAAGGGGAGCCAGAAGGUGACGAGGCAGACCCGAGGACCUGGUGGGGCAAUCUUUUGUGGCGGCAUUCCUUGUACUUGGCCCAGGUCGCUCUCGACCACGGAGUGUUCGUCUUCUUGGAGCAUCCGAGGAAAAGUUUGGCUUGGGCCUUGCGGGACACUGAGCUGUUCCAACACCGUGCAGGGAUGAUCAAACAUAGAGUGGAUUGGUGCAUGUAUGGGGAACACGGGCAUGAUCUCUCAGUGGGGAAUGCACAGAGUGUGGUGUUGUCCAAUGCUCCGUGGCUGGGUUCAGUGAUCCGACGCUGUGCUCAGAAGCAUGUGCACCCGAUCCCGGUUCGAGGCUCGAGUGCCAAAAGGUGCGAUCAUCCGUGGGGCUUCUGUGUCGAGCUCGCCAAUGCCUACCGUGCGUGGCUCCUCUCGAUGGCUCUUGCUUUGGGGGCGCCUUUGCGGCGCUCGUCGUCUCCAGGCCUUGUGGACCGGUGGCUGGAACGCUGCGUGGACCACGCUUAUCGCACAGGUGAGAAGCUCUACCGGGUUCGACUUGGAGUACUAGGUGUGCAGCGCAUCCUUAACAUUGCUGGUCCUUUAUUGCGCUCAACCUGGUCAGCUCUUCGGGGGUGGCGGGCGCUACAACCAGUGCGAUCCAGGGUGCCGAUCUCGUCUUCACUGUUGCAUGCAUUCCUGGUGGUAUCUUUGGCUCGUGGCAACGCCGAGGUGGGCCGUGCUCGCGAGAGGUGGUGGUCAGCAAUGCUGGCAGCUUGGCUCUCUUUUGAAGGUCUGCUUCGGCCAGGUGAACUUUGCCAAUUGCGAGCAGGUGACAUUGAUCUGCCGUUGGAUAGCCUCACCGCUGCCGAUGAAGGCCUCAUCCUGACGAUUCGGCAGCCCAAAACACGUCGGGUUUACCACACUCAGUUUGUCCUUGUGAAGGAACCGCGUUUGGUCAAAUGGAUGGUGUGGUGGCUUGAUGCUGUACCAUCAGGCAGAAAAUUGUUCAGGCUGGGGCGUCGAGAGUGGGCCCGCCUUCUGACGGCAGGUCUCUCAGCUCUGGGUGCAGACCAGAAAGGCUACACCUUGGGCAGCCUGAGAGGAGGUGGAGCUACGGCCCAUUUUCGAGCUCAUGAGAAUCUGGCACGCCUUCAGUAUCAUGGACGUUGGGCCAGUUUCUCCUCGGCUCGCAUCAUGGGUGAGCGGCUGCAGCGGGCCCUGCGAGAGCUCGCGGACGCGCUCCAGGAGGCGGAACAGGAGGAGCAGCAAAAGGAAAGUCGGGCUAGCCAGCCAGGGCGCGGAAGUACUUCGUCUAGGGCGACGUCGCCGGCUCCCUCUUUGGCAGGUUCGUCUUCUUCCUGGUCACGCGUGGGCGGUGCAAAAGCAAGAGCAGCGGCGACUGAGAGGGACCCGCUUCGCCGGGUGCAACCUCCUGCGGCCCAGCCUCUUGAGCACGUGCCAGCCUCGGCCGUGGUGCGCAACUCCUCGGUGAACUGUUACGUGGUUCUGGAGAAUCCGUUGCAGCCUACCCGGGUGGGAUGGAUCAUGACAACCUGGAAGACGCUCGAAGCAAGCCUUCCAAGCGGGCGAUUGUGCACCUCUCACGUCCGACUCCGUCGCGUCGACUCAGUGGAGGCCGCCAUGGACCUGUGGAAUUCCGUUCAUCCGAACCAUCCUUGCCCACAGCUCAAGCUGUAG
Messenger RNA from Symbiodinium sp. CCMP2592, 5400 nucleotides. The record is from the annotation of a GenBank genome assembly. Lineage: Eukaryota; Dinophyceae; Suessiales; Symbiodiniaceae.